AGGGAUUAUAGGUAAUGUAGUACUUCAGACAGACACAUGUCUUCUUGCGUUACCUGAAUCAGUACAAACAUGGCGGGUUUGGAGUUGCUGUCUGACCAAGGCUAUCGUCUGGAUGGAAGAAAGGCCACCGAACUCCGGAAGGUUCAGGCCCGCAUGGGUGUGUUCGCCCAGGCCGACGGCUCCGCGUAUUUAGAGCAAGGGAACACCAAAGCUCUGGCUGUUGUGUACGGUCCACAUGAGAUGCGAGGCUCCCGCAGUCGGACCCUUCACGACCGGGCCGUCAUCAACUGCCAGUACAGCAUGGCCACCUUCAGCACGUCUGAAAGGAAGAGGAGGCCACACGGUGAUCGCAAGUCUACCGAGAUGAGCCUCCACCUCAAGCAGACGUUUGAAGCCGCUGUGAUGACUCAGCUGUACCCGCGCUCUCAAAUAGACAUUUAUGUCAAGAUCCUACAGUCAGACGGAGGAAACUACAGCGUGUGCGUCAAUGCCGCCACCCUCGCCAUCAUCGAUGCAGGCAUUCCCAUGCUGGACUAUGUAUGUGCCUGCACUGUGGGUUUUGUGGAUGAGACGCCGCUCGCAGAUCUUUGCUACGCCGAGGAAAGCGGUGGCGUGAGCUCUCUGGCUUUGGCGCUGCUACCCCGAGCUGGGCAGAUUGCUCUGCUGCAAAUGGACGCCCGACUGCAUCAGGACCACCUGGAUAACAUGAUAGACGCAGCCAUGACCGCCUGCAAAGGCAUGAGCAAGGUGCUUGACCAGGUGGUGCGUCAACACCUCCAAGAAGUCUCACUGUCGACUGGAGAAUGAUAGAUAAAAGAACAUAAGGACUAGAACAAAUAAAACUUUUUUUUAUCCAUUUAUGACAAAUUACCUUUGUACAUUAUUGUGUAUAUGUGAGUGACAAUAAUUAUACAUACUUUGCAUAAUGUAUUGUUCAAGUUUUUUAAAAAUACAUAAUUAAUGGCUUAAUAUUCCUUGACACUGUUUUUUUUG
Molecule: messenger RNA, 993 nt
Organism: Doryrhamphus excisus (bluestripe pipefish)
Lineage: Eukaryota; Metazoa; Chordata; Actinopteri; Syngnathiformes; Syngnathidae
Gene: exosc4
Product: exosome component 4
Biological process (GO): U4 snRNA 3'-end processing; rRNA catabolic process; poly(A)-dependent snoRNA 3'-end processing
Cellular component (GO): cytoplasmic exosome (RNase complex); nuclear exosome (RNase complex); nucleolus
Molecular function (GO): RNA binding
Source: RefSeq, a predicted model, not a curated record